AUGACUCCUGAAUGCAGCCAAGGGGAAAAACCAUUUGAUGAAGAUUCUGAGGAUGAUGUAGCCAUUGGUUUUUACAAAAACUUUGAUACAAGAUUUAAUCCAUCACAUUUCAAAAAGAGCUUCAGUGAGGCUGUCUAUUGCAGUGGAUCCAACAUCCACUUGCAGUUUGAUGACUUUUCAGUUCAAGAAUACCUCACAGAAAAUGUGUUAAAAUAUACAUACGAGCGGAGGUUGGAACUGGUCACAUUCCUAGCAAAAACAGCAGUCAAGGAAAAGAAAAUUUUUACCAUCAUUGGCUAUUACCCAGUAAUUAGAUCAAGCCUCAGGAAGAGGGGCUGGGCAGAGAAGAUAUUUCCAACAUUAAAGCAAUUGGAGCAGAAAAAUGGAGAUAAUGAUGUUAACUCGGACUUCAGUCGCCUAAGCAUUAGGAUGUGGGUUACAAAGCAGUUAACCAGGAGUGACAAUAUUAAACAAGACAAUCAAGCAGAUGAUGAGUCUUUCCAGCUUCAGAAGGAUGAGGAAUCCCAUUGUACCUUCAAUGGUGCAGACAAUGUUCAUCAUUUAGUGUCAAAUAUGAUAUCAAAAGAAAUUCCUUACUUCAUCUGGACAGUACGAAGGAAUGUAAUUGACUGCCACCAUUUACACAGAGAGCAAAUGAUAAAUCAUUAUGGCAAGAAUGCAUCUUUUAUGACCAAAGCUAGACUCUGCAUGAAUUUGAGGAACUUGCCUUCUUAUUUGGAUGAGAAUGCUGACAGUUUCUUUCCACGGUGCUACCUCAUUUCUGAUAUGAAAGAAGAAUGUACACUUUGCAAUGACUUCAGGCUUACUGGUGCAGUCAGUAUACUGAAAUGGGUGAUUUACAAUUCUGCAAGUGAUCUAUCAAGUCCAAGCACUGGAGAAGGUCAGGUAGAAAAAGAUCACACUGAAGGAACUAAAGAAGCCUUGGUAACAGAUUCUGAAAAGCCCAGUAAAACAGAUGGUCAGUUAUCCACCACACUGAUAGAAACCGCCAUCAAAGUGUGUGAAGAUUUUUUGCAAAGUCUGAAGCAGGGUGCAAAUUAUAUUGAAGUGGACAUCCCACCAACACUUAGUGAAAUGGAGUGGACAGAUCUAACUGAACAGCACUAUUACCUCAUUCAUAAUCAAGCUACGAUCUCUGGUUCACAUAAUUAUUUGCUUGAUUGCCAGAACAUUCUCAAUAGGCUAAAGUCUGUACAUCCACAGUUGGAGAUAGAUGGUAUCAGAAACAUCUGGAUUGUCAAACCAGCUGCAAAGUCGCGGGGUCGAGGUAUAAAAUGUGUAGACAGACUGGAUGAGUUUCUAAAACAGAAGGACUCUGCCCCUUCUUUAGAAAACCCCAAGUGGGUUGUGCAGAAGUACAUUGAGAAGCCACUUUUGAUUUAUGAUACCAAAUUCGACAUCAGACUAUGGUUUCUUGUCACAGACUGGAACCCGAUAAACAUCUGGUUCUAUAAGGACUGCUACUUAAGAUUUUCCACACAGCCCUUCACAUUGGAAAAUCUGGACAGUUCUGUGCUUCUCUGCAACAAUGCCAUUCAGAAGCGAUUAAAACCAUCCACUGAACGUAACCUAUUGGUGCCAAAAGAGAGCAUGUGGUCAAGUGGUCAGUUCCAAGACUAUUUAAAAAUCAAAGGCCAUGGCAAUAUCUGGCAGGAGAUUGUCUACCCUUCUAUGAAAAAGGCUAUCAUUUAUUCCUUGGUGACGGUUCAGGCCAUUGUUCAAGCACGCAAAAACAAUUUUGGACUAUAUGGUGCUGAUUUCUUGCUGGGAGAAGACUUUAAACCAUGGCUAAUUGAGAUCAACUUGAGUCCAAGCAUGUCACGCUCUACAUCUGUUACGGCACUACUGUGUACAAAUGUGCAAGAAGACACAAUCAAAGUAAUCAUUGACAGAAAAUGUAAUAGCAAGUGCAAUAUUGGACAAUUUGAGUGCUUGUCUAAACAGCUGUCCAUAUGGAAUAAGGAAACUUCCAAAGCACUGUCCAAGUGA
Messenger RNA from Carcharodon carcharias (great white shark), 2010 nucleotides. It is a transcript of the gene ttll3, whose product is annotated as tubulin tyrosine ligase-like family, member 3. The coding region runs from base 1 to 2010 and encodes 669 amino acids. The record is from RefSeq and is a predicted model, not a curated record. The transcript is spliced from 14 exons. Gene Ontology annotation, cellular component: cilium. Lineage: Eukaryota; Metazoa; Chordata; Chondrichthyes; Lamniformes; Lamnidae. Gene Ontology annotation, molecular function: protein-glycine ligase activity, initiating; metal ion binding; ATP binding. Gene Ontology annotation, biological process: cilium assembly; protein polyglycylation; cilium movement.